This is a messenger RNA of Drosophila kikkawai, 863 nucleotides long. The record is from RefSeq and is a predicted model, not a curated record. NCBI's taxonomy places the organism in Eukaryota, Metazoa, Arthropoda, Insecta, Diptera, Drosophilidae.
AUGUCGCUGCUGAAGCCGCCCACCCCGCUGUCGCAUUCGACGGGGCCGCCGACCCUGCACCUGCCGCAGCGGGAUCUCCGGGAGCGAGAGCGAGAACGAGAACGAGAACGAGAGCUCCAGGACUCCGAUGAGGAACUAGAGCGAAGCCACCUCGACGACGAGGACGAUGCUGCCAUCGAUGUGGAGGCGGACGAGGAGCAGGAAUCCGGAUCGCCAAUCUCAUCAGCCACGCCCUCGCAAGCCAAGAACGGUCUUUGCCUGGAAAGCAAAGAGAACUCCGGUCAGCACAUGGAGGUCACCGCCUCCGUGGAUAAAUCCAUCAACCAAAAGGUCUACUGAGCCAAAUUCAACCAAGUGGCCAGGCGGAAGUAGAGGCUAAGAUCAAGAUUGAUCCGCUUAAGAGCCACAUAAAUUGGUUUCAACUUUUCGAUAGUUUGUUCCUAUAAACCCCUGUAAAUACUGGCCACUCAGCGCUCCUUGUAAAUGUCAAUGUCUCUUGCUCAAUAAGUUUAGGCUUUAAAAUAUACAUACAUAUAUCCCACUCCAUGUACAUACAUACACCAUUAAGACCUACAUAUAUAGUGUGGGGUGCUUAAUUUUUCAUGCGGUUUUUGUUUGGCUUUUGGAAUAAUAUUAAAUUGCUGGUCAAGUGUAAGUUAAGUUCGAUAUAUGCUAAGCCAACAGCCUGGGGAAAUCCGGGAAAACUGGCAAUGAAUGUUUAGUGUUUAGGACCUACUCGUAAGGGCUAUGCGUGGGUCAAGCAAUUACCAAAUAAUUAGUUAAAUUAUUUAUACUUUUAAUCGAAUGUUAACAUAAUCCAAACUUCAACUGAAACCAAAACCAACUCACAACGUACACACACA